AUGAGGGUAUGGAAAAGAGCUUCCGGAGUUUUAAAGGAUAGAUGCAGCAUUUGGGGGGCAAAACUUUCGCCGUAUGGAGCAGGUAGAAACCCUGAUCUUGAAACCGUUGUUAUAAAAGCAACAAGCCAUGAUGAACAAUGUAUGGAUUAUAAGAAUGUUCAAAAAGUUUUUCAAUGGCUAAGAACAUCACCUAUAUAUAUUAAACCGCUUUUAUGUAUACUUUCAACGAGAAUGCAAAGGACAAGUAAUUGGGUUGUAGCACUCAAGGGUUUAAUGUUAAUCCAUGGUGUUUUUUGUUUUGAUUUACCGAUGAUUCAAAAAAUGGGAAGGUUACCAUUUGAUUUUUCACAAUUUAACGACGGAUAUUUAAGUCCCGAAAAAGGUUGGGUUUUUAACACUUUCAUUCGUUCAUAUUUCGCGUAUUUGGAUCACCGGUCAGUAAAUUCAAGAAUCCAGGCGAAGAAAUUACAAAACAAAAAAGGGAAGGAAUGCGAAGAAUCAACAUUGCUAGAAGAGUUAAAAAAUUUGGAGGAGUUGCAAAAAUUGAUUGACAUGUUGAUGCAAGUUAAACCUAGGAGUGAUGUGAACAUGAAUGUUGUUCUAAUUCUUGAAGCAAUGGAUUGUGUGAUAGAUGAGAUUGUGGAGGUUUAUGGUAAAUUUAGCAAAGAGAUAAAUCGUGUGUUGUUAAGGGUUUGUGAAAUUGGUGGAAAAGAAGAAGCAAGUAUUGGCUUUGAUAUUGCAAGAAAAACAAAAUCACAAGGUGAAAAACUAAGUUUGCAUUUUGAGUUUUGUAAAGAGAUUGGUGUUCUUAACAAUUGUGUGUGUCCCAAAAUUGUGGAAAUUGAUGAAGAGGAAAUUGAAGAGUUAAAGAAAAUAAUGAAUGAUGGUGAAGAGAAAGCUAUUGUGAUUAGAGAUGAUAAUUCAAAGAAAGUGGAGAUUAAUGGUUUAAUGACUGUGGUUACGGAUCAUUGGGAGGUUUUUCUUGAUGAUGUUAUUGUUGAUGUUGAAAAAGAACAUGAUUCUAAUGGUGCAUUAAGCAUUGUUGAGGCUAAUAAUCCUUUUGUGGAUGAAACUUUGAGUAUUGUUCCUUAUAAUCAUGUUCAACAAUAUGAGCUACCGGAUCUAAUUAGUUUCUAG
Messenger RNA from Lathyrus oleraceus (garden pea), 1137 nucleotides. RefSeq names its product putative clathrin assembly protein At1g25240. The transcript has a single exon. NCBI's taxonomy places the organism in Eukaryota, Viridiplantae, Streptophyta, Magnoliopsida, Fabales, Fabaceae. Gene Ontology annotation, cellular component: clathrin-coated pit; clathrin-coated vesicle. The record is from RefSeq and is a predicted model, not a curated record. Bases 1 to 1137 code for a protein of 378 amino acids. Gene Ontology annotation, biological process: clathrin-dependent endocytosis; vesicle budding from membrane; clathrin coat assembly. Gene Ontology annotation, molecular function: SNARE binding; clathrin heavy chain binding; 1-phosphatidylinositol binding.